UGCGACCAUAAUAAUUUACAUCAGGUGAUUUACACCAUCACUGCUAAAGUUUAAUCUUAGCAUGUAUUUCUCGAUGCAUAGGAAUGACAAUUUUGAUUUUUUUUGAUAAAUGUUAGAGGGAAGAUAAUAUCCCAAAGCUCACAAAGCCAAACUUUUGCCAUUAUUUUCUUUUUCGACUGCAAAAACUAUAACGGAAUAUCAUGAGUAUCCGCAGCUAAGCAGAACAUAUGCCAUACUGACUCCAAAGUCGCCUUCUAUGUUGUUUUUGUAAGCUAUUCGGUAUAAAAUCUCGGAGUUUCAAAAAAUAUAUACUUAUUACCAUUUUAAGUGGUUUUCUGGGCCGUGAUGCCUAGAACUUGUCAUGUAAGAAUUUUUACCCUUAGAAGGGACAAGGUAGUUGUUUUAAUUUUGACCUGCAAGCAUUUGUUUGUUUAGCUUUCCGUAACGUAUAUUUUAUUCUGUUGUACUCGCCGACUGUAAUUAUUGAUUUUAUCCUAGUUUUGCAAUUUCCAUAUUCUCUCUCUCUCUCUUUUUCUAGAUCUAUAUCAACUCUAAUUAUAUUCAUCCUAACGAAUACUAUGUUUCAUUGAUCGAAGUAAGAAAUUCCCAAGAUUUUAACACUUUAAAAUAGGAUGCUAGACUUGCUUUUCAACCAAAUACUGAUAAAAUAUAAUUAUUAGCAAACUAAUCACUAAUGUGCCAAACUAUUGAAAGAAUCAGGAAAUAUUCAAUACGCCCUAGAAAGUUUCCAAAAAUGCGUUAAAAUGAAUCCCAAUAACGCCGACAAUUUGAAAGAGGUCGCAAAAUGUUUGUACAAAUUGAGGAGAUUCAAGCUCGCCCUUAAAGCUUAUCUUGAGGCGGAAUUGCAUUCUAAGUAUGGGGACUGGCACCUCUAUUAUUACAUUGCCCAGUGCUAUUGGAAAUUACGUGACCUAAAUCAGGCAAAAGAUUACGCUCACAAAUCCGUAAAAGUUGCAAAACAAGAAGAAUCAUAUGCUAUCUUGGUGAAGAUUCUUUUGGAUGAAGGAGAUAUCAAGUCUGCGGUAUCUGUUGCCAAUGCCGCGGUUGAAUCGUGUCCCGAUAGUGCCAAAAUGUUUACGGAGUCUGGACUACUAUACUUAAAGAUAGGGCAGAAUCAGCAUGCUUUUGAAAGGUUGAGUCAAGCACUGGCUUUAGAUCCAACUUGUUCCCGAGCCUUAUUUGGCAUAGGAUGUAUAACCCAGAUGCAUCAGGAAUACGAUGUAGCACUAACGAAAUAUAAAAUCGCAGUUCCAUACGAACCCGAUUCAAUUUCCUUAUGGAAUAAUAUUGGAAUAUGCUUUUAUUCUAAACAGAAGUAUGUUGCUGCCAUCAGUUGUUUGAAGAAAGGACUCUGGAUCUCACCAUGCAACUGGACGCUCCUCUUUAAUUUGGGUUUGGUGUACUUAGCGACGAGUCAAACUGCCUCUGCAUUUAACUUUGCAUGUGCUGCUGUCAAUUUUCGACCAGAUGUUGCCGAAUGUUUUGAAUUAUUGGCAUAUGUACUAUUGGAACUGAAGGAUCUCGAGAACGCUCAAAAAGCCAUAAGACAGGCUUGCAUUUUAGCUCCAAGCAACACGACAACCGUAAUAAAUGCAGCUGUGGUGCUCCAUGUUGCUGGCUCAAGCGAAAAUGCUUCAAUAUUUUUGAAGAAAUUCGAAGAACUGGUUUCCGAAGGGCAAACUUUAUCAAAUGAGAUUUUGGAACUUGCUGAAAAACUAAGGCUAAGUCUAAGGGACGCGCCUGGUGAACAUUUAGACCCAGCAAAUAAAGCGGAUCAAUCGAAGAAUGACACCGCUGUGCAAUCAUCCGACGAGCGAUUGGUGCUUAACGGCGAUGAGGUUUAAAUAAUUGUAACACAUAACAAAAUAAAAGUAGUG
Cylas formicarius (sweet potato weevil) is the source of this 1898-nucleotide messenger RNA. RefSeq names its product Bardet-Biedl syndrome 4 protein (gene BBS4). Gene Ontology annotation, molecular function: protein binding. The coding region runs from base 765 to 1865 and encodes 366 amino acids. Gene Ontology annotation, cellular component: ciliary basal body. The record is from RefSeq and is a predicted model, not a curated record. Lineage: Eukaryota; Metazoa; Arthropoda; Insecta; Coleoptera; Brentidae. The transcript has 9 exons. Gene Ontology annotation, biological process: cilium assembly; protein localization to cilium.